Temnothorax curvispinosus is the source of this 1697-nucleotide messenger RNA. RefSeq names its product alpha-tocopherol transfer protein-like. Bases 646 to 1656 code for a protein of 336 amino acids. NCBI's taxonomy places the organism in Eukaryota, Metazoa, Arthropoda, Insecta, Hymenoptera, Formicidae. Gene Ontology annotation, cellular component: membrane. Gene Ontology annotation, molecular function: phosphatidylinositol bisphosphate binding. The record is from RefSeq and is a predicted model, not a curated record. The transcript is spliced from 7 exons.
ACGGAAACAUAUAUUUAUCUCAAUUAGAGCAAAUAAACUUUGCAAAGUACGAAGUACAAGACCUUCGCAUGAGAUUCACCUUCAACCGACCGGUUGAACCGGAUAUAUCUACCUACGAUCGAGUCGGCGAGAAGACGAUCGGCGUCCGGAACCAGAUCGAGGGUAUAACCGGGGGUCAUUACGAAACCGAUAGUAUCGCGCAUACGUAUCUAUAAAAGAGGGUAGAAGACGAGCGAGACUAGCACAGUCUACGAGUUUACCUUCGGCGGGACGUUUACGGGAAAGUUGUAUUUUACGUUCAAUUCGUACGUUGGGAACAAAGGCGAGGUCGCCUUCUUGUACCCCGAAGGACUCGCGGGCCACCACGAGGACACCGCUCGUUCGCGAUUGGAAAAGAGUGGAGGAAGGGCAACGCGCUGGAAAUUAUAAAAGAGCGAUUGACCAGCAAGAGUGGGGCAGUCGCUUCCAAGUGUGUACCUGAGGCACCACGAUCGGAGUACGUUUAUACAUAUUAUAGGAUACCUUUAUAAGACUGUGCUUAAGACAUAGAUCUCCGCAGCUUCGAUUUCGCGCGGUUCCUCAAGAAGCAAAUUGAAUCUCUGAAAAUUUAAGUAAAUCACUUGACGUCUUUCGAACAAAAGCAAGAUGGGAGCAGUCGAAUGGGCAGUCGAUGAGGACAAUUAUGAGUGCACUCUCUCGUCGGAGACGCAGAAGAUAGCGAAGGAAGAGCUUAGGGAGGACAAGAACACCAGAGAUCAGGCUCUCGAGCAGAUGCGCAAUUGGAUCAAGAUGAAUCCGCGCAUUCAGAAUUGCCGUCUCGAUGCACGAUUCUUACUAAGAUUUUUGCGAUGCAAAAAAUUUAAUGUCCCGAUGGCUCAGGAGGCCAUUGAAAGAUACCUGCUGCUCCGUCAGGUGUAUCGACAGGCAUUCCAUAAUUUGGACAUUACAGAAACGAAUAUGGCGGAAUUACUAUCAAUGGGAUAUCUCUUCGCUGCACCUGGUCGCGAUGCGAAAGGCCGUCGUGUUAUAAUCGCUAGACCAGGCGUAUUUGAUCCUCACAAAUACACGAACGUGGAUAUGUGUAAGAUCCAUGCCAUCACUUACGAGGCAUUGAUGGAGGAUGAGGAGAAUCAAGUGCGUGGCUUCGUGCAUUUCGCCGAUGGUGCCGGCGUCAGUUUCCCUCAUCUGACGCUUUUCACUCCCAAAGAAGCAGUGCGCAUCGUGAAGAACGGCGAGCGCACCGUACCGAUGCGACACAAAGAAGUCCAUGGGAUCAACGCGCAUCCCUCCCUGAAAUUUGCCCUGGACUUCGGGAUGUCGUUGAUCUCCGAGAAGAUCAGGAAUCGCGUGAAGCUAUACACGAGCCUCGAGGACGCAAUUAACAGCAAGCUAGACGUGAGCAUGUUGCCCAAGGAAUACGGCGGUACUAUCCCGAUGAAGGAGAUGAUCGAUCUAUGGCGGGAUGAAUUAAUAAAAUUGAAACCGACAUUAGUGAACAAUGAUAAGAUGAAUGUCUACCUCGAGCUAUACUCGGAGAAGGCGCGGGAAGGCGCGGUUUCCGCAUUGAAGCAAGGAUUCGGUUGUUCCAGCGUGGGAUCCAACGACACCACGAUGUGCGGCAUAAGCGGUUCUUUCAGGAAACUCGAGGUCGAUUGAUAUUUCAAAUAAUCCUUACUUAAACUUCUUUGCUUACGUUU